CUCUCCUAGGUUUUUAUUUCAUAAAUCAAAAUUCUAGUACCUUGUAGGCGUCCGUUAUAAAUACUCCUAUGAUUCCCCAACUCAUAAUCUAAUGAUUUUAUAUUUCCGAUUUUCCUUCCUUUUGUGCUAUUCUUCUCUCUCUAGCAAACAGCAAAAAUGUGCGGCGGAGCUGUCAUCUCCGACAUCGAUCCGUUCGUAAAACGAAGCCGGAAAGUAAACGCCAAUGAUCUCUGGAACGAGCUCGACACCUACAAUCGCUUCGCCUGGAAUAUAAAGCCACCGUCUCCAGUUCGUAAUCGUACCACCAUGAACGACUACACUCCAAACUCCAACCAAGGCACUAGGAAACAAACUCAGAAACCGAUGGAAAAAAAGAGUAAACCUCGGAAGAAUCUCUACAGAGGUAUUCGCCGGCGACAAUGGGGAAAAUGGGCUGCUGAAAUCCGGGACCCUCAACAAGGCGUUCGAGUAUGGCUCGGGACAUACAACACACCUGAAGAAGCUGCUAAAGCUUACGACGAAGCCGCCAGGCGAAUCCGAGGCAAUAAGGCCAAGCUCAACUUCCCUCCGCCACAUACGCCUCCGCCGCCGCCACCCGCCAAGAAGCUCUGUGUCGAAACCACCGACUCCAAUCUUUCGAUCAAUUAUGAACCACCUUCGCCGUACGAGUUCAAGGCCACCACUGAGUCAACUCAGCCAAUGGCGCAUGGUCAAAUGCUCCCGCCGCCGUUGGAUUACGGUGGUCUCCACCUCCAUCCGGCUGUAGAUGACCACGAAUUCAAAGAACAAAUCUUGAACUUGGAAACUUUCUUGGGUCUCGAGCACGAGUCGACUCAGUUUGAUGAGUCAGGUGAUUUUUGGGCAUUGGAUGACUUCCCGGCUGUUUGAGCUCAAAUAUUGCAAUGAAAUUAAUCGUUAAUUAUGGGGCAAAUAAUGUAUAAAAAACCCUUUAUAUUUUUGACGUUUUUUUAUGGAAGUUAUAUAAUAUUAAAACUCUAUAACAUCUUUAUUAAUUACAAAAACUGAAGGAAGAUAAAUCAUACCUGUUGACCUCUUACAGGUUCAUUUAAUGAUAAAAUACAUUCAAUCAUAUAAUAUUAUACUUAUUUAUAAUCAAUGAUUUGCAUAUGGAAUGCAUUUUUAAUAAUUAGAUUAUAGUUUUUGUUUGUUUGGUAUUUAAAAUUUAAAAUACGAGAGAAC
Messenger RNA from Lactuca saligna, 1200 nucleotides. The record is from the annotation of a GenBank genome assembly. NCBI's taxonomy places the organism in Eukaryota, Viridiplantae, Streptophyta, Magnoliopsida, Asterales, Asteraceae.